Onychomys torridus (southern grasshopper mouse) is the source of this 4033-nucleotide messenger RNA. It is a transcript of the gene Chordc1, whose product is annotated as cysteine and histidine rich domain containing 1. The transcript is spliced from 11 exons. NCBI's taxonomy places the organism in Eukaryota, Metazoa, Chordata, Mammalia, Rodentia, Cricetidae. Gene Ontology annotation, biological process: centrosome duplication. The record is from RefSeq and is a predicted model, not a curated record. Bases 125 to 1123 code for a protein of 332 amino acids. Gene Ontology annotation, molecular function: zinc ion binding.
GCGAAAAUUCCUGAAGCGGCAUCGGCGGCUUCCGGAAGCCAGCCACGGCCUGACAGUAGCGCCGGCGAUUGGCGUGGUGAUUCCCUUUUAGUCCCGGUGGUGUACGUUUCACCUAGGAAACGGAAUGGCGCUUCUGUGUUACAACCGCGGCUGUGGCCAGCGUUUCGACCCCGAGGCUAACGCGGACGAUGCUUGCACAUACCACCCAGGUGUACCUGUAUUUCAUGAUGCCCUAAAGGGUUGGUCUUGCUGUAAGAGAAGAACAACUGAUUUUUCUGACUUCUUAAGCAUUGUAGGUUGUACAAAAGGUAGGCAUAACAGUGAGAAGCCACCUGAACCAGUCAAGCCUGAAGUCAAGACUACAGAGAAGAAGGAACUGUCUGAAUUAAAACCCAAAUUUCAGGAGCACAUCAUUCAAGCCCCUAAACCAGUAGAAGCAAUAAAAAGGCCAAGCCCAGAUGAGCCAAUGACAAACUUGGAAUUAAAAAUAUCUGCUUCCCUAAAACAAGCAUUGGAUAAACUUAAACUGUCAUCAGGGAAUGAAGAAGAAAAGAAAGAAGAAGACAGUGAUGAAAUUAAGAUUGGGACUUCUUGUAAAAAUGGAGGGUGUUCAAAGACAUACCAGGGUCUACAGAGUUUAGAUGAAGUCUGUGUAUAUCAUUCUGGAGUACCUAUUUUCCAUGAGGGGAUGAAAUAUUGGAGCUGUUGUAGAAGAAAAACCUCAGACUUUAAUACAUUCUUAGCCCAAGAGGGCUGUACAAGAGGGAAACAUGUGUGGACUAAAAAAGAUGCAGGGAAAAAAGUAGUUCCAUGUCGACAUGACUGGCAUCAGACUGGGGGUGAAGUUACCAUCUCCGUGUAUGCUAAAAAUUCACUGCCAGAACUCAGCCAAGUAGAAGCAAAUAGUACACUGUUAAAUGUUCACAUUGUAUUUGAAGGAGAGAAAGAAUUUCAUCAAAAUGUGAAACUAUGGGGUGUGAUUGAUGUCAAACGGAGUUAUGUAACCAUGACUGCAACAAAGAUUGAGAUCAUUAUGAGAAAGGCAGAGCCCAUGCAGUGGGCAAGUCUUGAACUGCCUACAACCAAAAAGCAGGAGAAUAAAAAGGAAGAUAUUGCAGAUUGAUUGGAAGAGAAGCAGAAAGCUCUUGUCUGGUUUAGAGUUCUUAAUGUGUGUGGUGAAAUAGUAGCUUGCUGCUGUAAUCCUUUUGUUGUUUUUUAAUCUGCCCUUUUAGAGUUAUCAUGAGGUUCUUCAAAGCCAAAGUCUGUUAAUUUUUUGUGCCUCUAUCUUCCUUUUGACUUUCAUAAUAGGAUUAUUCAGUCUCCUCACUAGUAGAAACAUAGUUGUUACCCCACAUAUGUAGGGAGGGAAAGAACUCAUAAGCUGUAGUAUUUCUUAGUAUAAAAAACUGUAGUAUUUCUUAGUAUAAAUUAUUAUAAGCAGAGAAAUAAAAGGAUUUUUUUUAUCCUGAUAUCACUGUUACCCUUAAAUGGGAAAGCAAGGUGUAAUAUAAAAAAAUGUAAUUGGCCUUUCCAUGAACUUUUGUUACUGUAAUUCUUGAAAACCUUUAAAGAAAACAGUUCUGUUUGCUUUCCCCAAUGAGAUGGUUACUUCCUGUAGUACUAACCCUGAAGCAGUGUGGUCACCAUCUGUGUGUACUGCUCACACAAUUCAUUUGCAAUUAAUUUAAUUUCAGAAAGCUACAUCAAUACCUAUAGUACUUGUCAAAGAGUAUAAUUUAAGACUAUAGGAAAUAUAACUAAGAUUAUAGAAGUACCAAUUUUGUUUAAAAUUCAUCAUUUCAUAAGAGUAAGCAAUAAUGUUUAAAAAAUUUUUUUUUAAUUAUUUAAAGGUGUUUGUAUGGUGUUUUAAUUAAAUUGUAUCUAAUUUACAGUCUAAGCCCUCUUAGGGAUUAUAUCUAUCUCCCAGAUGAAAAACUGUAUCUGUAAAAUUGUGACUGUGUAGCUUUGUUGAAAUAAGGUAUGUGUGAGGCUUGAAUCUGGAAUGCCCCUGCAGGCUUGUUGAACUUUUGAACUGUUGGUCCCCCAACCUCUGGCUUAUUUGAAGGCUGUGGAAUGUUUAGGAUGUUGGGCCUGGUUGGGCCCUCUGGGUAAGCCUUUAAUGAUUAUGCAUCCUGCUGGCUUGUCUGCUGUCAGGACACAUGAACCUCUCUGUCCAGUGCUCUCAGUGCUGGCUUCUCAGCCAUCAUAGACUGUAUCCUCUGAAACUGUGAGCCAAAAUAAACCUGUCCUCCCUUGAGUUGUUUCUGUCAAGGCAACGAGAAAAAAAAUGACACUACAGAAAAAUUAGGAGAGCUGCGUCUAAUAUGUUAAUGGAGUUGCCUAACUCUUUGGAGUUACUUUAAGGGUUUCAUGAAGAGGUUGACAAGUUUGCUAAUAUAAUAUUGGUUACAUAUUAUCCUUCGUUUACAUUAAUUAUAUAUGACACAGGAUUGCUUGUUUAUGCCAAUUACAGCCAUUAAUGAAUGGGUUACUUUUUGAGGCACACCUCAAGGGGAAACUUGGUAUAUGAAAGUUAGAACUCUAGCAGAACUUAGUAAAUUGGUGCCUUAAACUUGUAUAAGUCAAAAUGAAAGUUAAAGGUGUUCACUUCCCAAACUCUUUGGUAUUAAUGGAAUUCUUACAAAGAAGGUUUGAGUACAGCCAAGAUAUUAUUUGUGGCAAAUAAAGGAAUUAGGACAGGGGCUGGAGAGACAGCUCCCUUAGGAGCGGCUCUUACGUUUGAGUCCCUGAACCCAUAUCGCAACUUAUAUACUUAAAGGAACUCUACUUCAGUUAUAGGUCCUUCUUCUAGACUCCAUGGGCACCAGGCAAGUAUGCAGGCAACCUGUAUGCGUCAUUCUGCUAUUAGCAAAUAACUAUUGGAGAUACUGUCUAGUUCUGUCAGCAAGUGUAAAGACACAAAUUUAGCCUUUAAGCUUUGAUGCGACAAGAACAUGCUAAAAAAAUUUUUGCAAUAAAAAACUGGGAUCCAAAUAGUGUCUCUUAAGUUUCUAGUUAAACAUGAAUUCAUUUAGCAAAGAGAUCUUGUUUUCUGCCAGAGGAAAGAGGUUGAAAGAGUUUGAUUCAGAAUAUUAAUUAUACCUGUAUCACUUAUUGCAGCUGUUUUGUUAUUCCUUGAAUGGUAAUUUUGUCUGUUGGUAUGGUACUGUUGAAGCAAGUGAAGUUUUCUAACCUCAGACUUGGUUGCACAGCACUGUUUUUAUUUUUUCAUACAGUUGUGCAGUGCUUACAUCUGUUACUAUUUAAUUACUGUUUUCUUUCAGAACCUCUGGAUAUCACUCAGAUAUAAAUUAAGUGAAAUUUACCUUAAAGUCUGGCAACAGAGUUUUGUUUUGUUUUUUUAAAGGAAAAAUAUUUUACUCUGUCAGUUUAUUAAGAAAAGUUAAUGAAAUGCUUGUUAGCACUAAGAAGUUAUUCCUGUUAGAUGUUGCCUUUCUUUUAUUAUGGCAUCAAAGCAGUCAAACCUAAAUAUAUUUUAUACAUGUUGUUACUCACUUUAGCAUGGGAAACGUAAAUGCUAUUUUUCUUGCCUAGCUUUUGCUUGCACAAAGGAAUUAAUAUCCUAAGUUGACCUGUCUUUUCUAACCUCUUAUUUUAAAAUAACUUUAGGUUGGCAGAAUUACAAAACCAGUAUAGGAGUUCUUUAUAAUUAGUAUAUCAUCUUCCCAUGUUAAAAUUGUCAUGAUAGAUGGUUUACAAAACUGAGUCAUUAACCUUGGUAUAAUUUAAAGUAGAAUGUUUAAUUUUAACCUUUUUAGUGGAACCCUUAAAGCAUAAUUUUUGAAACCUGUCUUCUAAUUUAAGCCAGUAAUGUAAACAAUUAAAACAUGAAUUGAAAUCAGAUGUUUAUAGGUUCACUGUAUACAUUUAGAGAACUGUGUAGUCAGUGCACUGAUUGAACUUUGUCAUUGAUAUCUUAUGGGGGUUUUUGUCUUUACUAUACAUAGAACUUGUUUGAUUUUCUUCUUAUCAGUUCAUCAUAAUGAGAACCAUUAAAACAUUUUUGCAGAUC